AUGGAAAAAAUUUUAAAUCACCGUGACAGAUAUAUCUGUUCAGUACCGAGUAGUGAACAAGUAAAAGAAAAAUUUAAUGAUUUUCUAUCACAAUUGGAUAAAUUAAACCGUCAAAGUUAUGAUCAGCUAUCACAAGACGCAGAGAAGAUACAAAAUCAAAAAGACAAAAUUGCUGAUUUAAAAGAUAAAUUAUUAAUUGGAGAAAAAGAAAAGAAAUCUUUAGAAAAAGAAUUACUAAGUCAGGCUGAAUUAUUGGAGGAACUAAAUACUGAAAAAACACACACAAUAGCAGAAAACAUAGAAAUUGAAUCGAGGAAAAAUCAAAUGAAACCUAAAAAAAAUACCAGCAGUGAUGACCAAAUUUUCGAAAGGGAAAGAACAAAAUUGAUGUACUACAGAAUGUUAACGAAUAUCAAAUGGGAUUAUCAGGAUGUAAGAACUUCAAUCAGAGGCGUGGUCACAAAUCGCAAGGAUUACACGCAAAAAUUUCACUAUGACAAUGACGACGAGAAAAUAGAAGAAAAACUUUGGGAAGAAAUUGAAAAAUGUGCGGACUUUGAUCCAAAAAAAGACUCCCCACCUCAUUAA
Messenger RNA from Cotesia congregata, 588 nucleotides. The record is from the annotation of a GenBank genome assembly. Lineage: Eukaryota; Metazoa; Arthropoda; Insecta; Hymenoptera; Braconidae.